AUGAAUGCUAAUAAUUAAUAACAAGUAUAAGAAAAAGUUAUUGGCCAUUAUAUAAUAGGAAAAUCAAUUGGCUAAGGAACUUUUGGAAAAGUAAAAAUAGGAACACAUAUAGAAACAUAAGAAAAAGUCGCUGUAAAAAUAUUAGAAAAGGAUAAAAUUACGGAAUAAGCUGAUGUAGAAAGAGUAGCUCGAGAAAUUCAUAUAUUAAAAAUAUUAAGGCAUCCACAUAUAAUAUAAUUAUAUGAAAUUAUUGAAACAUCUAAAUAUCUAUAUUUAAUAAUGGAAUAUGCAAUAGGAGGCGAAUUAUUUGAUUAUAUAGUUACAAAUUAAAGAGUAAACGAAAAAGAAUCAUGUAAAUUCAUGUAAUAAAUAAUUUCUGGCGUAGAAUAUUUACAUAAAUUAAACAUAGCCCAUCGUGAUCUUAAACCCGAAAAUCUCCUUUUGGAUCACGAAAAGAAUCUAAGAAUAGUCGAUUUCGGUUUAUCAAAUUUAUAUAAAAAAGACGAAUUAUUAAAAACUGCUUGCGGUUCUCCCUGUUAUGCAGCCCCGGAAAUGAUUGCUGGGUAAAAAUAUGAAGGUUUACGUGUAGAUAUAUGGAGUUCUGGUAUUAUAAUGUUCGCUUUAAUAUGCGGUUAUUUGCCUUUUGAGGAUCCUAAUACUUCUUUACUAUAUAAAAAGAUAAUUAGUGGUGAAUUUUAGAUACCAAAAUAUGUAUCAGAUGAGGCGAGAGAUCUAUUAAAAAAAUACUGAAUGUGGAUCCUUCUAAAAGGUAUUUAAUAAAUGAUAUAAGGUAGCAUUCUUGGUUUUAAAUUCAUAAAUAGGAAAUUAAAGAGGGUAUUUUUGUGGGAAAAACGGAAAUAGAAAUCAAUGAAGAAGUUUUGUUUUAUUUAUAAAAUUAUGAAAUAGAUCUUGAAUAUGGGAGAAAAUGUAUUUAAAUAAAUAAACAUAACUAGGCGACUACUAUAUAUUAUUUAUUACUGAAUAAAUAUAUCUUAGAUUAAAAAAAUAAUAAAAAAAUAAUGUUUUCUAAAUAGGUAAAUA
This is a messenger RNA of Ichthyophthirius multifiliis, 1041 nucleotides long. Its product is annotated as protein kinase domain protein. Gene Ontology annotation, cellular component: cytoplasm. The record is from RefSeq and is a predicted model, not a curated record. Lineage: Eukaryota; Ciliophora; Oligohymenophorea; Hymenostomatida. The transcript has 6 exons. Gene Ontology annotation, molecular function: ATP binding; protein serine/threonine kinase activity. Gene Ontology annotation, biological process: protein phosphorylation; intracellular signal transduction.